GAGGAUCGUAAUAUCGGCGGACUUUUCAGUCAUUUCACUACGUGUUUCUGAAAGUUUUGUCGGUGUGUCUUUAGACGGACUGUGAGCUACGUGACAUUUUUCGCAGCGUUUUUAAAUUUAUAUCAAGUAACGACAGAGUGGAAAAAAAAAUCCUGCGAGACAGCUUGCAGCUGAGUUGCUUGCUUAGGAAAACUAACUAGUCUAGCUAGAACUAACUAAGCUACUAACACACACAGCCAUGGCCGCAAGCAGCAGUAGCCGUAACCCUGUGCCCAGUGUGGGCGACCUCGUCCAGCAGGCUCGGCGGGCCUUCCAGCACACGUUCGGAGGAGAGGAGCCCCGGGUAUCCGUGUGCGCCCCCGGCAGGGUGAACCUCAUAGGGGAGCACACCGAUUACAACCAGGGAUUCGUUCUACCCAUGGCGUUGCCCCUUGUGACUGUAAUGGUGGGCAGUAAAAACCCCGACCAGAAUGUUUCCAUCGUCACGCUGACAGAAAGUGUGGAAGAGCCCAGGCGAGUGGACUUUGUUCUGCCACAAAACAAAGAGACUAUAUCUCCUGGGCAACCUGGCUGGGCUAAUUACAUAAAAGGAGUGUUGCGCCACUAUAGAGCUGGACCCCUUCCAGGUUUCCGAGCUGUAGUGACUAGCGCCGUGCCCCUUGGCGGGGGGCUCUCUAGUUCGGCCUCGCUGGAAGUUGCGACGUACACGUUCCUGCAGCAGCUUUGCCCAGAUGACGGAGACAAGGUGGCGAAGGCAGUGGCUUGUCAGCAGGCUGAGCAUACCCAUGCUGGAGUGCCCUGUGGAAUCAUGGACCAGUUUGUGUCUGUACUGGGCAAGGAGGGCCAUGCCCUCCUAAUCGACUGCAGAUCGCUAGAGAGCACAUUGGUGCCACUGAAGGAUCCCAACCUGGUGAUCCUCAUUACCAAUUCGAACGUGCGGCAUUCGCUUACAGGCAGCGAGUAUCCCACUCGGAGAAGGCAGUGUGAAGAGGCCGCUUCUAUCCUGGGGAAGGACAGCCUGAGGGAGGCUACACUGCAGGACCUACAGAAUGCCAAAGAUCAACUGGAAAGUGUGACUUUCCGCCGAGCACGUCAUGUAAUUGAGGAAAUUGAGCGCACCGUACAAGCGGCAGAAGCACUGAAGCGUGGAGAUUACCGGGAAUUUGGCAAACUGAUGAUUGCUAGCCACAACUCACUCAGGGACUAUUAUGAAGUGAGCUGCAAAGAACUAGAUGAACUUGUUUCUGCAGCUUUGGAAGUGGAGGGGGUGUACGGAAGUCGCAUGACGGGAGGGGGAUUCGGUGGCUGUACAGUCACCUUGCUGGAGGCUGAUGCAGUAAACGGAGCUAUCCAGCACAUCACGGAGCAGUACAGUGGAUCCCCCACCUUCUACAUCACUACUCCAUCCGAUGGAGCACGGGUCCUUUGACAAUCAAACGUACUCAUGCAGUGUUUUCCCACAAUAUUUUUUGUUCUAUUUCAGAAUCUUAAAUAUGUCCACAUGUGUAAUGUGCUCAUGUUAAUCUUGUGCUGUUAAAUCAAUAUGGGUACAAUUAAAGUUGUAUUUCAGUGUU
This is a messenger RNA of Scleropages formosus (Asian bonytongue), 1574 nucleotides long. RefSeq names its product galactokinase 1 (gene galk1). Gene Ontology annotation, cellular component: cytoplasm; cytosol. The transcript has 8 exons. The coding region runs from base 239 to 1429 and encodes 396 amino acids. The record is from RefSeq and is a predicted model, not a curated record. Lineage: Eukaryota; Metazoa; Chordata; Actinopteri; Osteoglossiformes; Osteoglossidae. Gene Ontology annotation, biological process: carbohydrate phosphorylation; galactose metabolic process. Gene Ontology annotation, molecular function: galactokinase activity; ATP binding.